AUGCGCAGGUGCAACCGCCCUCUGCCAGUCUGAAAGAUGGCGGCCCAGGAUGAUGUUUACGCGGUUGUCGGGAAUAUUCCGCGCAGUCUUCGCUCUGCUGAUCUCCGCCAUCAGUUCUCACAGUUCACCGAGAGUGGUGGCUUCAGCUGUUUUCAUUACCGGCACCGGCCCGAAAGGAAGAGGUUGCCGUCCUCGACUGUAGCCAGGGCACCGGAGCCAGGCCGCAGCCCGACCUGCUGCUGUGUGGUUCGGCUGCCAGCUGAUCGAGCCUCCAGCUUUCAGCUGAUGUACGACGGCUGUCAAUGGCUGGAUAGGGCCGGAGACAGUCUGCAGAGCCACUGUUUCAUCCGUAUUGUCCGAACGGCGGAGAUUGCAGAUUCUCACCUCUUCUCAUACAAAACCAGAAAGGAACUUCGGAAUCGAAGAGCUCUAAGUGAGACUUUCACACCUGAGGAUUUGUCCAGAUUGCCAGAGUUAAACCCCCCAACGCUGAUGCCCAAUGGGAAUGUGGGAACGCCACUGAGAGUUUUCCUAGAAUUGAUCCAAGCGUGCCGUUUGCCACCCCGCAUUAUCACCAAGCUUGAUCUGAAAUUUCCCAAGACCACCUCAAACAGGCGUUAUGGUAAUGUUCCUUUUAAGUACCAGGACUCUGCUUCCUUUAAGUGUAUGGAGGCAAUAUAUACAGCUGCAGGAGAAAACCCACAGAGAGAUGUGUGUGCUCCUGUGCAGCAAACAGGAAAGAAGCAACAUGGAACUGGACACAGGAAGUCUUUCCAGACAGGAGAUGAGGAGGAGGCAGAGGAGUCUCAUUCUGAUGAAGACAAUGAUACAUGUGAGGAAUGGGAAAGAUACGAAGCACUCUACGAGGAUGUUACGACUCAGGAGAGGAUGAAGGAACGACUCUAUGAGGAAGAGAUUGAACUCAAGUGGGAGAAGGGAGGGUCGGGACUGGUGUUUUACACUGAUGCUCAAUAUUGGCAGGAGGAGAAAGGAGAUUUUGACGAGGAGACUGCAGAUGACUGGGACGUCGAUAUGAGUGUCUACUAUGAUAAAGGUGGCGGAGAUAAAGAUUCACAGGAUUAUGUGCAGAUGAGGCUAGAACAACGGCAGAGAGAGGGUGUGGAGAUUGUCUCGGUGCAGUCCCCACGUAUUGGAGGUUUUGAACGAUAUACUAAGGGAAUUGGCAGGAAGGUGAUGGAAAAGCAGGGAUGGAGAGAUGGGCAAGGUCUUGGCUCCAGUAAUUCUGGUGUGGCUGAUGCUCUGGACAAUGAUGGUCAGAACCCCAAGUGUAAACGAGGAUUUGGAUAUCACGGAGAAAGAAUCCAAAACUACCAGCCAGCACGCAAAGCACGUCAACAAACCAAGCACUUGAUUUCAACUGUGUACGACCAGCCUGAGGAAAUAGACCAGGGUGACACUCUGCUCCGUAGACAGCCAGUGAUCAGCAUGAAGUACAGAAUGGAUGUGCAGUUUGUCAAAGGGUCAGAGCUAAGCACCUACACUCUUUUACGCCAAUAAUAACAUUCUCCAGUUGUUGGUAUAUCCUUAGUGGAGUCUGGUACUUCUGUGAAAUACAGUAUUAGUCUUGGUACCUGCUGUGCCUUGGCACUGACAAUGCAACAAGGUGUAAUAUUCACAGGUGCAAACCAUGGUCCAGGUUCCCCAACCCCAUCUAACAUUGACCAUACAUCAGCAUACAACCUGGAACAAUCAUACAGUAAACAUGGUCUCUAAGCAAUUGAGGGACUGGAUGAAGUUCUAGCAAAAUGAUCAGAGGAAGAACAGUAACAACUCUUGGUAUUUAUAUGCCUUUGCUCUAGUGGAAAGAUAUCUCAACCAUGCUUCCCAGAAUCAUUAUCAGAAAAUUAUUGUCUUCGUGUUAAAGGAGAACUUGGGCAAGCUGAAAAGCUUGGAGAGGAGAUGCACAAAAGGCCAAGGUGGAAGGCAUGAUGAGAUUUGAACAGAAGGUUGAAAAUUAUAAUUCACAGGUAUCAUAGAACAUAGAAAGUUACAGUGCAGUACAGGCCCUUUGGCCCUUGAUGUUGUGCUGACCUGUGAAAUUAA
Messenger RNA from Chiloscyllium plagiosum (whitespotted bambooshark), 2064 nucleotides. RefSeq names its product G patch domain containing 3 (gene gpatch3). Gene Ontology annotation, biological process: negative regulation of type I interferon production; positive regulation of DNA-templated transcription; negative regulation of RIG-I signaling pathway. NCBI's taxonomy places the organism in Eukaryota, Metazoa, Chordata, Chondrichthyes, Orectolobiformes, Hemiscylliidae. Gene Ontology annotation, molecular function: nucleic acid binding. The record is from RefSeq and is a predicted model, not a curated record.